Acanthochromis polyacanthus (spiny chromis) is the source of this 3935-nucleotide messenger RNA. RefSeq lists its product as uncharacterized. The coding region runs from base 50 to 1540 and encodes 496 amino acids. The record is from RefSeq and is a predicted model, not a curated record. Lineage: Eukaryota; Metazoa; Chordata; Actinopteri; Pomacentridae. Gene Ontology annotation, biological process: cell surface receptor signaling pathway. The transcript is spliced from 10 exons. Gene Ontology annotation, molecular function: transmembrane signaling receptor activity.
AUUCCUUUUAGCAGUUUAAAAUAACAGAAAACAUAGCUGAACUUUGCACAUGAAAAAUUUCACUGCAUGUACUUUUUUUUGUUUGCUUUUUAUAACAGCUAGACCCAGGGCCACACUGACAGCAGAAACAACAACCAUACCAGUAGGAGGCAGUGUGACACUGACCUGCUCUGUGCAGAACUCUGUUGGAUGGAAAUAUCAGUGGUACAGACGUACUCAGAGAACCUCUGAAGUUCUGGUGGAUCCAGUUAGAACAAAUGAUGAAAAAAACAGAGUUAUCAGUGUAUCACAAAGAGGAAUCUACCGGUGCAUAGGAAGAAGAGGAAAACCAGAUUACUACACUGAUCUAAGUGAUUCUGUCACCAUUGAGAUAACCUUUUCCAAUGAGGCUGUUCUAAGACGACAACCAGACUGGACUCAGAUGUUCAGAGGUGAAAGAAUCACUCUGACAUGUGAGGUCCAUGGAGGUGAAACCACCAAGUGGGUGUAUGACUGGAGAGGACCUGGGUUAAAUGUAGACUGGAAAGAUGAGAACUACGUCACAUUUAGAGUUUCAGAGUCCAGCAGUGGAGCCUACAUGUGUAGGGGUAGACUCAGAGAUGACUCCUAUUCUUCAACUGAGUGGAGUAAAGCCGUCACUUUGUCAGUAUCAGCAGAUAAACCCAAAGCUGUCCUCACUGUGUCUCCAUCAUGGCUGAGUCCUGGAACUUCAGUAACUCUGAGCUGUGAGUGUAAACAUCCGUCUGCAGGAUGGAGGUUCUACUGGUAUCAGGCUGUUCCUGAUCUAUCAGGAACCUCCUACAGUUAUGAGCUGCUGCCUGGUAGCAUCAACGGGACUGAACAAGAUUCCUUCAUUAUUCAUGGACAGACACAGACAGCAGGAUUUACAUGUAGAGCUGGAAGAGGAGACCCAGAGUAUUACACUGAUUACAGUGAACCUAAGUUUGUCUGGUCUGGAGAUCUUCAUUCAGCAGCGUCUCUUACAGUGAAUCCUGACACAGUGCAGCACUUUGUCUCUAAAUCUGUUUCACUGAGCUGUGAGGGAAACUCCACUAAAUGGAGAGUGAGAAUGCUCACUGGUGAUGGCAUCCUGCUCCACUGUUCUGUCUUUGGAACAAUGAGUGGAUCAACAUGUAAUGUUAAUUUGAUGCUGUACGGUACUGUAGUGUACUGGUGUGAGUCUGGAUCAGCAUUCAGCAACGCAGUCAACAUCACUGGACAGAGCUCCAGUCCUGAAAGCUCCUCAUUUACAGUCCCGUUGCUCAUUGGGCUGUUUAGUGGAGUUUUCCUGACUAUGAUCCUGGUGCUUCUACUGCUGUGCUGCUGCAGACAGAUAAAGGAUCCACAUUGUAACAGACUCUCUCCGUCUCAGAACAUGAAUCAAGCCUCAGCUGCACUGCAAACAGUAAACCAGAAUGAAACUCAGACUUACUCAUCUCUUCUCCACGGUGAUGCUUCUGCCUAUGAGACAAUCAGACGUUCUGGAAAUUCUGGGAGUGAUGAACCAGCCCACGACUACAAUAAUGUCACACCAGCUUGAAGGUCUUAAUAAGAGCAGUCCAUAAAAUCAAGUGACUGUAUGGCAGAAGAAGAGACUGAGUGACAACAAUGUGAAAAGCAACGUUCACGUUUAUGUGUUGGACAACAUUUGUACAGUUUUCUUUUAUUUUAUACACUGCCUGUACGAAAAAAGUCACCACCUAGAUUUAACUAGGCAAAUAGAUUAGAGCCUUCCACUGGAUAAUUACCUUUCAGCUGCAACAACUUAUUUAACCCGAGCUGAUGCAGUGAGGAAUUUCUUAUUUCUUAAAAAACCAUGUCGGAAGACAUAUCCUGUGGUCAUAGAAAGGAUGUUAAUCUGUUUCAGAAGGGUGAAAAUAUUGGACUGUAUCAAGCAAAGAAAACAACUAAGGAGAUUUCUGAAAGUACUAAAAUCAGGUUAAGAGCCGUCCAACGCAUUAUUGAAACCUGAAAGAUAGCGGUGAACCAUCAUCUUUGAGGAACAAAUGUGGUCGGUCAUGUGAUCUGAUGAGUCCAGAAUUACCCUGUUCCAAAGUGAUGGGAGCAUCAGGGUAAGAGAGGCAGAUGAAGUGAUGCGCUCAUCAUAGCUAGUGCCUACCAGGCUGUGGGGGUUAGGGUUAGGUUCAGCAGAGUUGUGUGCCCUAAAAAUGAGGUCAGCUGACUACCUGAAUAUACAGAAUGACCAGGUCUGUCCAUCAAUGGAGUUUAUCUUCCCUGAUGGCAUGGGCACGUUCCAAGAUGACGAUGCCAGGAUUCAUGGGGAUCACACUGUGAGUGAGUGGCUCAGGGAGCAUGAGACGUUCUUUUCACACAUGGAUUGUCCUCCACAGAGUCCAGACCUCAGCCCCACUGAGAAUCUUUGGGAUGUACUGGAGAAGACUUCACGCAGUGCUCUGACUCUCCCAUCAUCAAUAUAAGAUCUUGGUGAAAAAUGAAUGCAACUCUGGACAGAAAUAAAUGCUGUGACAUUUUAGAAAUUCAUUGAAAUGAUGCCACAGUGAAUGUGCUGUUUUCAAAGCUAAAGUUGGUCAAACUAAAUAUUAGAGUGUGUGACUUAUUAUUUUUGGACGGGCAGUGCAUUAAAUAAUUAUGAUCUGGAUUUAGUUUCUGCAUACUUGCAUAUAUGGCAAAACUGCUGAUACUGCUUUUGUGUUUGUGCUGAUGUGGUAUUUGAGAUGUCUAAGACCAUAUAAGUAAUGGUAUUAAAUAGAAGAGUCAGUGCUGCUCAAUUCACAAUCAACAGAUUUUUUUUGUAUAUUAAUGAAGCCAUGCAAAAUUUUACCUUCAUAUUGUACACAUUUUCUGAGUUAAAGGCCCUUGAAGUACAUGGAGAAGGUCUACCAUUUUUUUUCCUGUUGAACAUGUUCUUUUUUUUGCAGCAUUCCUUAGCAAUGGAACCAAAUCAAUUUUACAUCAAUGUCAGGUGUCACAAAAGCCAAAAUCUUGUUCAUGUUCAACACAGUUUUUCUAUAAUCAACUUUGAACAUGGUUAUACCAGCAUGUAGGCUAGGUCGUUGGUCAAAAUAAGUUGUAAAAUAUGAAAGGUGUCACUUUUAUCAUCAUUUGGAUUCCAGGCUUAUCUUCUUAGAUGUAAAUGUUUCACAUAUAGUGCAAAUUUUAACAUCAGAUUUCAGGCCAAGAAGAUGAACGUAAUACUUACAGUGGAAGUGAUAUCGCUUAUCAUUAUCAGAAAUUAGGUUAACUUGCUGUUAUUGUUCAGGGCAGAGAGCGUCAACGGCUAACUAGGUGUUGCGUUAGCUGGCUAGCUCGCUGGAGCUAAACUCGGUAGCUCGCGUUAAUUUAGCAAUGCCUCGUUUCAAAUUCUUAGAAAAAAGUGCUCCCCUUUGCGGGAACACCAACAAAAACUGUGCCGUUAAUUGCCGAGGUAAUUUAUCGACAGCUGCUGUGUAAAUUUGGCACUUUGCUUGAAGGCUUGCUUGCCUGCCUCCCUGUCUGCCAGCUUUUCCUGAAUUUUAUCUGAUAAAAAAUUGUUCUUCCUCAGAGCUUAAUGUGUGUACUUGUAUAUAUUUAUUCUUAGGUAUAUGAAGAGCAAUGUGCAGACUAUGAGGAUACAGUAAGGUUAUACUGAGAGUUUAUUCUUUAUAUAAAUCAAUGAACAAAAGCUAUUUUAGAGAAAUGUCAUAUAAUCUAUUGAUUUUACAUUUGGCUGCAUCUCUUUUUUUCUUUUAUUACAUUCCAAGUUUGUAAUAAAGUGAACUCAACAGUUGUCGCUGAAUUUCCUAAAACAAUUGCUGAAAAGUUCACCAUUACAUCUCUGCCUACUUGUUUAUUUGUAAAGGCUUGUUCACAUCUGAGACAACUGUUGUUUCAUUGACAAUAAAACUGCUACAGAACAGUGCUUUUGUAUGUAAUGUACGCUUUCUGUAACUUUCAUGAUUAAAUUUUUACUCCCA